Molecule: messenger RNA, 483 nt
Organism: Oncorhynchus masou masou (cherry salmon)
Lineage: Eukaryota; Metazoa; Chordata; Actinopteri; Salmoniformes; Salmonidae
Product: cuticle collagen 7-like
Exons: 1
Coding region: 1-483 (160 amino acids)
Source: RefSeq, a predicted model, not a curated record
AUGCAAUUCGAGCCAGCCCACCAGGGCCGGCCAGGCAGCCCACCAGGGCCGGCCAGACAGCCCUCCAGGGACGGCCAGACAGCCCUCCAGGGACGGCCAGACAGCCCACCAGGGCCGGCCAGACAGCCCACCAGGUCCGGCCAGCCCACCAGGGCCGGCCAGACAGCCCACCAGGGCCAGCCAGCCAGCCCACCAGGGCCGGCCGGACAGCCAGCCCACCAGGGCCGGCCGGACAGCCCACCAGGGCCUGCCCACCAGGGCCAGCCAGCCAGUCCACCAGGGCCAGCCAGCCAGUCCACCAGGGCCAGCCAGCCAGCCCACCAGGGCCGGCCGGACAGCCCACCAGGGCCUAUCCACCACGGCCAGCCAGCCAGUACACCAGGGCCAUCCAGCCCACCACGGCCAGCCAGCCAGCCCACCACGGCCAGCCAGCCAGUCCACCAGGGCCAUCCAGCCCACCACGGCCAGUCCAACCUGGGUUGA